AUGCUAUAUUUAAGCUUUCGUAGAGAAGUGACUGCCAAAUUCUAUACAUCAACACUCCAGAGACCUGCCCUGGGCACGGCAACCCUCAACUACACUGGUACCAGCCACUCAUUCUUCAUUCUUCUGGGCAUCCCUGGCGUGGAAGACCAACAUGGAUGGAUCUCCCUUCCCUUUUUUAUUUCCUACCUUGUUGGCCUCCUUGGGAAUUGCCUCCUCAUCUUCGUUAUCACCAUUGACCACAGCCUCCAUGAACCCAUGCACCUCUUCCUUUGCAUGCUGGCUUGGCUGACCUCAUCCUGUCUACUACUAUUGUGCCAUAUUCUGGUUUCAUCCUGUCUACUACCACUGGUCACAUUCUGGUUUCAUGCAGGAGCAAUCUCCCUUGAUGGCUGGGUCACCCAAAUCUUCUUCAUCCACACUACCUUCAUUCUUGAAUCAGGGAUUCUGUUGGCAGUGGCAUUUGACUGCUAUGUGGCCAUCUGUGAUCCACUGCACUAUAGCACAGUGCUCAAUUGUGCAGUGAUUAUAAGGAUUGGUGUGGCUGUGGUCCUGAGAAGCUUCUGUGUGAUUCUCCCAGAUGUGUUCCUGGUGAAACAACUGCCUUUCUGCCAUAGCAAUCUGCUGCCACAUACCUACUGUGAGCACAUGGCUGUUGCCAAGGUUGCUUGUGCUGAUAUUCUUGUCAGUGUCUGGUAUGGCUUGUCUGUGCUUCUCCCAGCUGUAGUGCUAGAUGCCUUGCCCAUCUUAGUUUCCUACAGCCUCAUCCUCUAUGCAGUCUUCCACCUCUCCUCCAGAGGAGCUCAGCAAAAGGCUCUGGGCACAUGUGGCUCCCACCUUGGGGUCAUUUCUAUGUUUUACUUGCCUGGCAUUUUUACCAUAAUUACCCAGAGGUUUGGGCAUCAUGUUCCUCUCCAUACCCACAUUCUGCUGGCCAAUGUCUGCAUGUUCGCCCCUCCCAUGCUGAAUCCCAUCAUUUAUGGGAUCAAAACCAGACAGAUUUGA
This is a messenger RNA of Heterocephalus glaber (naked mole-rat), 1002 nucleotides long. Its product is annotated as olfactory receptor 52B4-like. Lineage: Eukaryota; Metazoa; Chordata; Mammalia; Rodentia; Bathyergidae. Gene Ontology annotation, biological process: G protein-coupled receptor signaling pathway. Gene Ontology annotation, molecular function: G protein-coupled receptor activity; olfactory receptor activity. The record is from RefSeq and is a predicted model, not a curated record. Gene Ontology annotation, cellular component: plasma membrane.